UCUGCACUUGGGAAAGUCUAUUGGAGGUAGGGGUCGCGGUUGAGCGAUUGAGGGACACUUUUCUUCCUCCUUGCACUGCUGGCCAAUCCUCCCAUCUGCCCUCGAUUUCUUCCAGCACCAUUUGACGCGGAUGAACAAGUCAUGAACUAGGCGAGAUCUAAUUUCAUGACCCAUUCUGCACAGCAGAGACCUUCUGUCUGGUCCUACCUUAGUUUCUCAGGUACCCGUCGUCGGUCCUCAUCGCUCGUUCUGCCAAAGCGCGAGAGCGAUAAGCAUACCUCCGAUCCUUUCGAGAAACCCGACCGGCACGCCCCACACAGACAACCUAAGUCACCUUCCAUGCAGGAGAAAGUGCAAGCCGCCUGGAUGAAUCAAGGCACGCGAGCGCGAUAUAUCAAAGCGUCCAUCCUUGGAUUCUUCGUCCUCGCUGUCAUCUACUAUGUGAGCAGUCCAGGCUCAGCAGCCACGAGCGCUAUCGGACUGGGCAAGUUCCCAGGCGGAGAUGUCGCAUCUGACCCCAGCGUCGCCACGACCAAAUGCACGAGGAGCUACUCGAAAGACAAGCCACUCAUACAAUAUGCGCUAAUGGUCGAUGCCGGCAGCACGGGAAGCAGAAUCCAUGUAUACAGAUUCAACAACUGCGGGCCAACGCCUGAAUUGGAGAAUGAGGUGUUCAAGAUGACGGAAAAGAAGAAGGGCGGCAGUGGCUUGUCAAGUUAUGGUGCCGACGCCGAAGGCGCAGCAAAGAGUCUGGACGUGUUACUGGACGUUGCCGUGGAGAGCGUGCCGGACAAACUCAAAUCGUGCACUCCGAUCGCAGUCAAGGCGACAGCAGGCUUGAGGAAGCUGGGACCAGAGAUGAGCGAUGCGAUACUGAAGGCCGUCCGAACGCGACUGGAAACCGUGUAUCCUUUCCCGGUCGUCAGCGAAGAAAAGGGUGGCGUGGAAGUCAUGGACGGAAAAGAUGAAGGUGUUUAUGCCUGGAUCACAACCAACUAUCUGCUCGGGAAAAUUGGAGGACCUGAUAAGACACCCACCGCCGCAGUCUUCGACCUCGGAGGAGGCUCCACGCAGAUCGUUUUCCAGCCGACGUUCAAGCAAGCUGCCGAUGGUGGUAUGCCCGAAGUCUUGAAAGAGGGAGACCACAAAUAUGACCUGAAGUUUGGUGGUCGCGACUUCACACUAUACCAACAUUCGUAUCUUGGAUACGGCCUGAUGGAGGCCCGCAAUAAUUUGCAUCGCCUUUUUGUCGAGGGCUGGUACGAGAACAACAAGGAUGCAGGACCGGGAGCAGCGAAAGAGCAGCUAAUGCUGAAGCCCAUCGCUAACCCAUGCAUGAACGUGGGCAUGUCCAAAGAGGUCGAAGUUCCACUGGGCGAAGAUCAUCCUCUUGGUUCUUCCAUCACCGUCAACAUGACGGGGCCUCGAGUAGGCAGUCCUGCACAGUGUCGGGCGCUCGCCGAGAAGACACUCAAGAAGGAUGCAGAAUGCAAGCUCGCGCCAUGCGCCUUCGAUGGAGUCCACCAGCCGUCACUGGAAAAGACAUUCGCCCGCGAAGACGUCUAUCUGUUCUCAUACUUCUACGAUCGAACGGAACCACUUGGCAUGCCGGAGUCAUUCACGUUGCGCGAGCUUAAGGAGCUCACCGCUCGCGUCUGUCAAGGUGGCGAUGCGUGGAAGGUGUUCGACGCCAUUCCAGGGGCACUUGAAGAGCUGGCAGAUAAGCCCGACAUGUGCUUGGACCUGAAUUUCAUGCUUGCGCUGCUACACACUGGAUACGAGAUGCCAAUCGACAGGGAGGUCAAGAUCGCAAAGAAGAUCAAGGGUAAUGAGUUGGGUUGGUGUUUGGGCGCUUCUUUGCCGCUGCUGAAUCAGGAGAGCGGAUGGCAAUGUAAGAUCAAGAAGGUACAGUAGAUGCUAUGAAAGAACAGCUUUAAAGUGGAAAGGCAUUGGCAGGCGUUUGAACUGUAGAUACAGAUAUUGGCAUGAGCAGAGCAGGAUCCUGCGACACUUCAAUGUUGGCCUACCUCCAUGCAUGCCGCUGUUCGUGUUCGGUUGCUAUUGCCAAGCUCCACAUGUGCCUGCAUUAGUGAGUCCGUGCCCGCCCCACUAUAUAAGGUACCUCCAGCAGCGGUUGCAGCGCGCUCUCCCCAAGAUACAACUGUUGUUCAUAU
Messenger RNA from Cercospora beticola, 2174 nucleotides. It is a transcript of the gene GDA1, whose product is annotated as guanosine diphosphatase. NCBI's taxonomy places the organism in Eukaryota, Fungi, Ascomycota, Dothideomycetes, Mycosphaerellales, Mycosphaerellaceae. The record is from RefSeq and is a predicted model, not a curated record. Gene Ontology annotation, cellular component: Golgi apparatus. Gene Ontology annotation, molecular function: hydrolase activity. Gene Ontology annotation, biological process: protein N-linked glycosylation.